CUCUGACAAGAACCCAAUGCCCAACCCCAGGCCAGCCAAGCCCGUGGCCCCUUCCCUGGCCCUUGGUCCAUCCCCAGGAGUCUUGCCAAGCUGGAAGACUGCACCCAAGGCCUCAGAGCUCCUAGGGACCAGGGGUCCUGGGGGAGCCUUCCAAGGCCGGGACCUUCGAGGUGGGGCUCACACUUCUUCCUUGAACCCCCUGCCACCAUCACAGCUGCAGCUGCCUACAGUACCCCUGGUCAUGGUGGCACCCUCUGGAGCCCGACUAGGCCCCUCACCCCACCUGCAGGCACUUCUCCAGGACAGACCACACUUCAUGCAUCAGCUCUCCACUGUGGAUGCCCAUGCCCAGACCCCUGUGCUACAAGUGCGCCCGCUGGACAACCCGGCCAUGAUCAGCCUCCCACCACCUUCUGCUGCCACUGGGGUCUUCUCCCUCAAGGCCCGGCCUGGCCUGCCACCUGGGAUCAACGUAGCCAGUCUGGAAUGGGUGUCCAGGGAGCCGGCUCUACUCUGCACCUUCCCACGCUCAGGGACACCCAGGAAAGAUAACAACCUUCUGGCUGCCCCGCAAGGAUCCUACCCACUGCUGGUAAACGGAGUCUGCAAGUGGCCUGGUUGCGAGAAGGUCUUCGAGGAGCCAGAAGAGUUUCUUAAGCAUUGCCAAGCAGAUCACCUCCUGGAUGAGAAGGGCAAAGCGCAGUGCCUCCUGCAGCAGCGAGAAGUGGUGCAGUCUCUGGAACAGCAGCUGGAGCUGGAAAAGGAGAAGCUGGGUGCUAUGCAGGCCCACCUGGCCGGGAAGAUGGCACUGUCAAAGGCUCCAGCUAUGGCCUCGGUGGACAAGAACUCCUGCUGCAUUGUAGCUGCGAGCUCGCAGGGCAGUGUUCUCCCAGCCUGGUCUGCUCCCCGGGAGCCCUCAGACAGCCUGUUUGCCGUGCGGAGGCACCUCUGGGGAAGCCAUGGAAACGGCACCUUUCCAGAGUUCUUCCACAACAUGGACUAUUUCAAGUUCCACAACAUGAGACCGCCCUUCACCUACGCCACCCUCAUCCGAUGGGCCAUCCUGGAAGCUCCAGAGAAGCAGAGAACACUCAAUGAAAUCUACCACUGGUUCACAUGCAUGUUUGCCUACUUCAGAAACCACCCGGCCACCUGGAAAAAUGCCAUCCGCCACAACCUGAGCUUGCACAAGUGCUUUGUGCGAGUGGAGAGUGAGAAGGGAGCAGUGUGGACCGUAGAUGAGUUCGAGUUUCGCAAGAAGAGGAGCCAACGCCCCAGCAAGUGCUCCAACCCUUGCCCUUGACCUCAAAACCAAGACAAGAAAGAUGGACAGGGGCCAAAACACGCAACUUAGGCUGUGGAGGCAAGGAGGCAAGUCCCGGACAUAUCUACAGAGACCAGGCAAUGAUGCUUCCACCGUCUUGCCUGUCUGCUCCCGGUCUAGCUGCCCUCCUGGAUUGUAUCUUCUGCCGUAAGGCUGAGGGACACCAAUCCCAGCCCAGCCCCUAUCCCCAACCCAUUCCCAAGAUGGGCUUUCCAGCCAAACAGCCCUCAUACAUACAUAUACAUACAUACAGCCUGCCUUGGCCACUCCCAAGCAGGAAAAUGACACAGACACACACAGUCAUAAUCCUGUCCCCUGGACUCAACCCAAACCCUAAAACACAAAGAGCCUGCCUUGGUACAUUCUUCUGCCCUCAAAGUUGCAUGGUCCUGCAGUCUCACACGACUGCAAUCUUAUUGACUCCUACCCCAAAGCCCUCACGCACAACAUCUGGAACCAUGGGCACUAUCACAUAUAGGUGUAUAAGCAGACCCUUGCACAAGAGCAGCACUGGAACCUUCCAGAUUACAUCCCAGAAAACCACACAGGCAUAACUGGUCAUACACAGCCUCAUGCAAUGCCCCCAAAUAAUCAACAGUCAGACACAGCUUGUCAGAACUCACACAUGCACACACAUGUAGCCCCCUCCACUGUAUGUCCUGAGCUCCAUGAAUACACACUGAC
This is a messenger RNA of Peromyscus maniculatus bairdii (prairie deer mouse), 2008 nucleotides long. RefSeq names its product forkhead box P3 (gene Foxp3). NCBI's taxonomy places the organism in Eukaryota, Metazoa, Chordata, Mammalia, Rodentia, Cricetidae. The record is from RefSeq and is a predicted model, not a curated record. Gene Ontology annotation, biological process: regulation of transcription by RNA polymerase II. Gene Ontology annotation, cellular component: nucleus. Gene Ontology annotation, molecular function: RNA polymerase II cis-regulatory region sequence-specific DNA binding; DNA-binding transcription repressor activity, RNA polymerase II-specific.